This is a messenger RNA of Oenanthe melanoleuca, 5314 nucleotides long. Its product is annotated as sterile alpha motif domain-containing protein 9-like. NCBI's taxonomy places the organism in Eukaryota, Metazoa, Chordata, Aves, Passeriformes, Muscicapidae. Gene Ontology annotation, cellular component: cytoplasm. The record is from RefSeq and is a predicted model, not a curated record. Gene Ontology annotation, molecular function: protein binding.
UUCCUUUUCACUUCCGGACCUCUGGGUUGAGAAACGCUGUGGAAUAUCGGAGAGCUUCGGUAAAGCUAAUCACACUGUAGAGCCGCUCCUGAAGUUCAGCUCCUGGUGAAUUUAUCCUGGAGUUGUUCCACACACCUUAGCGUGGCUGCUGGUAUUCUAGAAGAGCCAGCUAAAGACUCCAGUGGUUGCAUCAUUUUUGCUUUUUUAUUUCCGGACUAAAUUUCAAGAGAUCUGCAGGAGCUGCAGAACACCCACAGUGCUCAGACUGCUGCCCGUGCAGAGCCUGGCAUCACAGGUGUUGGAGCAUCUUCCCUCCCUUCCUCCUACGGAAACUCUCCCUGCAGGCAGAAGCACUGGGGCACUCGGCCAUCCGCGGGCUCUGUAAGCAAAGAACAGGCUGUUCCUGCUGCCACCCAUCUCUGAACCCCUGGAAUGGAGGAUGGGCACAGGAACGAUGCCACAAUUCAGGCAAGGACACCCCACUAAACAGAAAACCUUCUUCUGGGUUCGGCAGUGAGUCGAACUGCUCCUUGGAAAUUUUGGGUUUAGUUCAUUAACAACAGGAUUUCCCUCACCAAAGAGAAUGGAUUACAAAACAUUACCUAUGGAUGAAUGGGAUGAGAACCAUGUCAAAUGUUGGCUGGAAUCUAUUGGAAUCAAGAAGGAGUAUGUAGAUAAACUAUAUGCAAAAGAAGUGACUGGUCCAGCACUGAAGGACCUGGAUGAGUCUUCCCUUAAAAACAUAGGAAUGAAGAAAGACCAAAUCAAUACCUUAAUUCAAAAGAGAAAUGAACUUCUGCAGCCCCAGAACAAUGCACAGCAAGCUGAUGGCUCCAGCAGUAAAACAUCCAACAGGACCGAUGCACAAACAGGCCCAGCCAGAGCCAGCAAUGCCCCUGCUCAGGGCACAGCCAGUAGAGGCUGCUCUGGUGCUGUGGGUACAACCAGCAGCGAGAACACAGCUCCUACUUCUGGUAAGAAGCAAAAAGGCAGCAAGAAAUCCCAGCUUCAAAGUGCUGAUGAAGCUUUAGAACUUAGAAACUGUCGGCCAUUUAGAAGUCAGGAUAUUGAUUUCAAAUAUGUGAAAGACACAGUUCUUGCUCCAGAAUCAGGAGUCAGUGAUUUAAUCAUGCCUUGCCAUGAAUACAAAUCUUUUGCCAUUGCUGCAGAACUGAACAGAGAUCAACUGCAAUCAAAAUUUGCCUCUGAAGUGAUACGUUUUGCUUCAGCCUGCAUGAACAUUCGAACAAAUGGCACCAUCCAUUUUGGUGUCAUGGACAGUGUGGAGGACAACGCCUGGAAACAUGGACAGAUCGUUGGCGUGAAGGUCAAAAACCGAGAAGACUUUGUUGAUGCAUUGGAUUAUAUAGACAGGUGCUUUUGCAAUAAUUUACAAGAAAUUGCAUGGAAAUGUAUUCACCCACCUGUGUUUGUUGAAGUGAUUUCGAAAGACUCUCAGGAACAAAGAUUUGUAGUGGAGGUUGACAUUGAACCAACAUACAGCUUGGUAAAGAACAAUUGUUUUGAAGUUUAUUUGCCCAAAUACAACGAAAGCAGUCGGAAGGUGAUCCUGACCAAAGAACCAGCUCUCUACCAGAGAUUAGGGGCAAAGUCUGAACCUGUGCAGCGCAACAAUCUUCUUGCUUUCAUUCAAGCUAUGCAAGACAGGGAUGCUCAGAGAGAGAGAGCUGAGCUCUCCAGCACACAAGUACCUACAGAAAUACCUCAAGAUUUAGGAAGAAAGUUAUCAAUUCUAUUGAAUGAUGGCAAAAGCUACAUGGAUGAUUCUCUACGGUACAUCCUUGUCACAAACAGAUGUGAACAGGAUAAUCUGAACCACAUCAACUUUUUAAUGCACCUGAACAUUUUCUGUGUCUUUGACUUUGAUGAAGAUUCUAAUGUGUCAGGGCUGUACAGUAAAUACAAAGAGCACCAUGAAACAAGUUCUUAUUUUUUACAGGAUUUUUCCAAAGAAAUUAAGACUGAUAAUUCUCCCUCUCAGAAAUUGUUUCAUCAGACCAGCUGGAUAUUCUGCAAUGGGCGCAGUGACUUCCUUGGGGAUGAAAAACCUUGCGAUGAGAAUACAUGGAUUAGAACCAAAAAAAAAUACCUGAAGAAAGUAAUUACUUGUAUCUGUGAGGAAAUUCUGCCGGAGGGCUCUUUCAUUGUGCUUUUUCUAUUGCUAUCAUCAGUGCAGAAACCACUUGUGGACACUUUUCAGGAAUUCUAUACAGAGAUGAAUGGCAUGGAGUACAUCAUCUGCAUUACAGAGUCCAGAGAAAAUUACAGAAAUUGGGCUAAUCUACUUCAGGUGUCCUGCGGCAUUGAGACACUAGAACAACGCAGCAUUGUGGGUAUGAAGCUCAGUCAUGUAGAUGCCACCAUCCAAUCAAUGCUGCCUUCUACAGCCCAACCCAGACACCUGCCAGCUUCUACUGGAGGCGUGUGUACACUUCCCUUGCGGGAAGAAGAGAAACUGUACUCCCUAGAGAUCCUUUGUGCUGACCAAUGUGAUGGUAUGAACUUAAAUAAUUGGACUGAAAAACAAAAACUAAAAAUAGAACAAAAUUUUUACCGCGGGAGAAAAAUCAUGUGGGAAAACUUGUGGCUUGCUGAUAAAAAACUCUGUGGGGAUAUCAUUGAACGUGAAGCAUGCACGGAGGCAAGCAAACUUUUGGAUGGCAUUUUACGAGGAUGUGGACAAAAUUAUUCUGUAGCUAAACUAAAGAUAUUUCACCAUCCUGGGAGUGGUGGAAGCACAAUAGCAAGGCAAGUUCUAUGGAAAAACAGAAAGCGUUUUAGAUGUGCUGUUAUCAAGACCUCACAUUCACCUUCAAUUGUUUGUAAGCAUGUGCUCGCCCUCAGAGACUAUGAAGAAAGGGAGAUCACUCACUGUUUUCCUGUGCUGCUCCUGAUUGAAGAUUAUGAGGACGAGUACUUUGAAGAACUACAGAUUGAUUUAAUGAAGGCUUUAGAAACCAGGAAAAUGAAUACCUGCAAGCCUUACUUCAUCCUCAUAUGCUGCAGACGAUACAAUAACCCUGAAAGGCUUUGCAAGGCUUCGCCACUGGACACAGUUGCUGUCACUCACAAUAUGACAGAAUCGGAAAACAAUCUGUUCAACAAUAAACUUAAAAAACUGCAGCAGAAAUAUGCCAAGCCAGAAUUCAUACUUAUGUUUGUGCUGAUGAUUGAUGAGUUCAAUACUGAGCUUAUGAAAUAUCUCACCACAGAUUACAUUCCUGAAGAAGCAAAAAGAACAUUAGGAAGGCUUCACUCCCGCUUACAACGCUUGCUCCAAAACCUGUACAUCGCUAUGGAAUGGAUUCCAAGAGAACUAAAAUUCCAAACAAAUAAAACCCAAGAGAAGGAUGAUGAAAAUGAUGAUAAGGCAGAACUAAUUUAUAAUCCCAAAAAAUGGCUGAGAAGACAGUCAGCAGGAUACUCUAAAUUCUUCACCUCAGCAUUACUUAUGGCUGACAGCAGCAAUGGUUCUGACACCAUGAGAUGCAUGAUUAUUUACUGAAGUGGUGGAGGAAAUGUUACCAAUAUCCUGUCAUUCUUAACAGAUAAGAAAGAGAACAGGUCACUUGAAAAGCUAGAAAGGAUCUUUAGUUUCUGUUUGGAAAAACCACUAAGAAACAGUCUGGACGACAAUGAUUUGAUUCAUUUUAUUUUACGCCACAUCACAUUAGCCUGCUUAGCACCAGGAUCAGCCAGACUCUUUCCACUGCCAACUCUUCGUGAGCUCAGUCUAAGAUUCAUCAAAGAAAAAAGACAAUUUCCAGCAAGUGCCUUUUUUUUGCUCACCUUGCUAUACUGGCCAGAUGAGGCAUUAGACAAAGAGCCUAAUGCCGAAAAAGAUGAAAUUUUAACUUCAGCCCUUCAAACCCUGAAAUGUUUAUAUGACAUUAAAAUGAAAGAUGUUCCUACCAGAAAGAUAAAACUACACCCCUCUUUUUUUUUGGGAAAAGGUUAUGGCUUAAGUAAGAUUGUGCACAAAAUGCAAAUUGAUGGUGGGUCCUUGGAUGAGAAGAGAAUGAAGUGGCUGCAUGGAACUGUAUGGAAUAUUUCCAUAAUUUGUGAUAAUCUCAAAAGAGUUUCUGGCUGGACCAAGGACAGAAAUUUAUUUAUACGUGGUCACGUGAAGGAGCUCCGUAUCUUGCCACUCCAUCCUGAAUCAGCGCCUGCUGGAAAUGAAAAUGUGACCUUUUAUUUAGGCUUUUCAUUUAGUGGCCUUGUUGCUUUCAAUAUUGAGGUUGGAAACGAUCCAGCCAUCAGAAGAAUGUAAGAUAUGUAGUACAGUACUGUAUGCACAUGCUCUAGAGGGUACUGCAUUGGAAGUGUCCAGUCUAACAUUCAAAACUGAUAGUGGACCGCUCUGGGUAACUACCAGGCAAUAAGAAAAUCAGAAUCAACAACUAUAAUAGUGACCAAAUAACUAAAAUAUUUUGAAAUUAGUAAAGUGAACUUUGAGCCAAGCCUUUGAUAGUUUUGGAAUGACAGAAAGCAAGAUUUCAAACCAAAGACAGCAAUCAAUCCCUUUCUUCUUACUCUGUAGAUAAGGAUUUGAAAUUAAUUUCUGGGUAGUCUUAAUCAGUAAGAGAAUCUAGUGUAACUACAUUUUGCUUCCUGAAUCAGCAACAGAAAAGUCAACUCACAUAACGUACACUGCUCUCCAACAUGCACCAUAUAUGAAAUUAUUACCAACUGCAAAGCCACCAUCAGUAUGGAAGCAAUUUUAAAGCUGACUUUGCAGUAAGGACUGAUAAAACCCAGGUGUCAAAAUCUGCCUAACUCCUACACUGUUUCUGUCCUAGGUUACAAUGUAAAAAUAAGCCCAAAAGUACGUAUUCUAUCACCAUCUGCUGACACCAGGUGAGGCAGUGAUUAUCUCUCUGGGAUAUAUCCUCUAAUGGGCCGUGAAAAAAACAUUUUCUUUCUCUUUCCCAUGACCUAUCUGUCCCCCAGGAAGAUACCUGCUGUGAAUGGGCCAUUGAGUCCCACUGCAUGACUGAUAAAAUUACAUCAUCCCAUUGGGAGAUGCUCCACCCAGGGGGAGGAGCCAAACAUUUCCUACCUAGAUAAAAACUGAGAUUUGGAACACCUAGGCAGCCCUUACUCACUGGUUUCCAGAAGACAAGAGCUACCAGACCUUUCUACAGGAUCACUAAUUCAACAAGACCACUUCAUCUAGACUACUACCACCACCUUAACUAGCGGGGUGUCAGGCUGUAUUCUGACUAUGUCAGUGGCUUUUCUUUUGUACUAUUACACGUAUUUUUUCUAUUUUCCUAUUAAAUUGUAUUUCUGA